AUGGCCCUAGAGUUUUGUGAGUAUAACUUGGCUAGCUUGCUGGGCGCACGACACAUCCGAUUUCAUAUUGGUGAAAUUAAAAAACUUAUUUAUUCGAUGAUCGAUGGGUUAUAUUAUUUACAUAUCAAUAAGAUAAUGCAUCGAGACUUAAAGCCGGCCAAUGUUCUAAUAAGAAAGACAGGAGUUCUGAAGAUCGCUGACUUCGGAUUAUCCAGAGCCUUUAAAGAAAACAGCAACGGUGAGCAAAACCAAUACACAAAUAGAGUGGUGACUCUAUGGUACCGGCCACCGGAGCUUUUACUCGGUGAAAGAAACUAUGGCCCCUCUAUUGAUAUGUGGGGGGCUGGUUGUAUACUAGCCGAAAUGUGGACGAGGACCCCUAUUCUACAGGGUAAUUCGGAACAAGGACAGCUCCAUCAAAUCUGCUACCUUUGUGGCUCAAUAACUUCUGAAGCUUGGGUUGGUGUUGACAAUCUGCCACUGUUCAACAACCUUCAUUUACCCAAGAAUCACAGGCGACGGCUUAUGGAUCGCUUAAAACCGUUUGUAACGGAUAGGUAUGCCUGCGAUUUAUUAGAUAAGUUACUGGUUGUCGACCCGAAAGCGCGUAUUGAUGCAAACCAGGCUCUCGACCAUAAUUUCUUUUGA
Messenger RNA from Nasonia vitripennis (jewel wasp), 648 nucleotides. RefSeq names its product cyclin-dependent kinase 9-like. Gene Ontology annotation, molecular function: ATP binding; cyclin-dependent protein serine/threonine kinase activity. Gene Ontology annotation, biological process: protein phosphorylation. The record is from RefSeq and is a predicted model, not a curated record. The coding region runs from base 1 to 648 and encodes 215 amino acids. NCBI's taxonomy places the organism in Eukaryota, Metazoa, Arthropoda, Insecta, Hymenoptera, Pteromalidae. The transcript has 4 exons. Gene Ontology annotation, cellular component: nucleus.